AUGAAAUUAGUAGUAUGGAAUGUUAGGGGUGCUAGUAAGAAUGACUUCAUUCCAUAUUCUUGGGAUAUUAUAAGUAACCAUAAACCUUCUAUCUUCAUUAUUCUGGAAUCCAAGAAUGAUGAGGAUAGAGCUCAAUCUGUGGCUAAGUUCUUGGGUUUUGACAAAGUCAUAGUGGUACCUGCUGAAGGACGAAGGGGGGGUGUGUGGAUGUUCUAUAACCCUAAUAUUGUUUCCCUUAUUACUCAUCAUGAAAAAACCCCAAGUUAUUUUCAUGCUCUCUUUAAGCUAAACCCUAACCAACCAGAAGUUCUUAUUGCUGGCAUUUAUGCUCCGAGUACUAGCACUAAAAGGCAUGAACUUUGGCAUGAAUUGCAAGCGUCGCUUCCUCCACCUUCUACCCCUUGGUUAGUCUUGGGUGACCUAAAUGAAGUCACUAAUCAAGCUGAGAAAUCUGGUGGUAGAGCUUUUAGGAGCAGUCAAUGCUCUCAACUUCAUUUGUUGGCUGAUGCUGCUUCUCUAGUUGAUCUGGGUUACAAUGGCAAUCCGUUCACUUGGAGUAAUGCAAGAGAGGGAUUGGAAUUGAUCCGGGAACGCUUAGACAAGGCACUUUCCAAUCCAAGUUGGUUGAACACUUACCCAAAUACUUAG
This is a messenger RNA of Spinacia oleracea (spinach), 648 nucleotides long. RefSeq lists its product as uncharacterized. Lineage: Eukaryota; Viridiplantae; Streptophyta; Magnoliopsida; Caryophyllales; Amaranthaceae. Gene Ontology annotation, molecular function: catalytic activity. The record is from RefSeq and is a predicted model, not a curated record. The transcript has a single exon. Bases 1 to 648 code for a protein of 215 amino acids.